Messenger RNA from Prunus armeniaca (apricot), 966 nucleotides. NCBI's taxonomy places the organism in Eukaryota, Viridiplantae, Streptophyta, Magnoliopsida, Rosales, Rosaceae. The record is from the annotation of a GenBank genome assembly.
AUGAGUUCAAUGGGGUGGUCUUUUCAGGCAUAUUUGAUGAACCUCAUCCUCAUCCUCAUCCUCAUACCAGUUAUCAUCAUCCCUCUUGUGCUUGGUUGCUACAAUUCAAUCAUCGCCUUUGGAGAUUCACUUACUGAUACAGGCAACUUAUACAACAGCUACCCUAACAAAUCUCUCAACUUCUUCCACCCGCCAUAUGGAGAGACCUACUUUCAUCAUCCCACAGGACGAUGCUCGGAUGGUCGUCUAGUCAUAGACUUCAUUGCUGAGUUUCUGGGACUUCCACUGGUACCACCUUAUCUUGAAAGCCAGGACAGUAAUCAAAGUGUCCAGAACUUUGAAGCGGGUGUGAAUUUUGCAGUAGUAGGAGCCACGGCGUUAGAUGCUGCCUUUCUUGCAGAAAUGGGGGAUUCUACUUCAUUUACCAACAACUCUCUAAGCAUUCAACUGGAGUGGUUCAAACAAAUGCUGCCAUCUCUAUGCAACACAUCUUCAGGCAACCUUCCAAUUGGUUGCGUUCCUGCUUAUCUAACAGAAUAUGAGAGUUCAGAUAAGGACCAAUAUGACCCUUCAACUGGUUGUCUAAACUGGUUAAACAAGUUUUCUGGGUAUCACAAUGAUCAGCUUCAGAUAGCACUAAGUCGGAUUCGAAGGCUUCAUCCUCAGGUCACUAUCAUUUAUGCAGAUUAUUACAAUGCCAUGCUGCAAUUAUAUCAGUCUCCGGACCAAUUUGGAUUUACUGGGGAGACUAGCAAAGCAUGCUGUGGAGGAGGAGGGCCAUACAACUACAACUCAUCCGCACUAUGCGGAGAUGCAGGGGCAAGUGUUUGUGAGAACCCUGCGCAGUUUAUCAGCUGGGAUGGCCUGCACUCCACUGAAGCAGCAUACAGGUGGAUAACCAAGGCUAUAUUACAAGGAAAUUACACCGUUCCACGCGUUUCCACUUUGUGUGAUUCACCAGUGUGA